AUGACUGAAGUUGUUCAUCGUAUAACGGAACUUACACAUUUACGUCUUUCAUGGUUCGGUUGUUCUGAUGAUGAUGCAUCGAAUCGUCUUAAUCAUCGUCAUACAGUUUUCAUGUUACUUAUAUUUUCAGCUAUUCUUACUUCACGUUUAUUUAUAUCUGAUUUAAUUAUUUGUUGGACACCUGGCGAAUUUACAGGUAAUUUUGUAUCGUAUACUCGACAGUAUUGUUAUGUAACAAAUACUUAUUAUAUAUCAAUGAAUGAAACUAUUCCAACAUUAAGUAAUGCUCAUUUGCGACGUCGACGUUCAAUUUAUUAUUAUCAAUGGUUACCUAUAUUACUUGCAUUUCAAUCAUUAUUAUUUCUUAUUCCACGUUUAAUUUGGAGUAGUUUUAGUUCUCGAUGUGGAAUUAGUGUUCAAAAUUGUUUAUCACCAAAAUUUGAUUAUCGUACAAAUCGUUAUACAGUUCAUCAUAUAACAACAAUGCUUAAUUUAUUAGCACGUGCUAAACAACAUGAUUUUAAUCGUAUGACAUCAAAUGAUACAAAAAGUUCAUCAAAUUCAAAUAGUUUAUCAUUAAAUCGAUUAGGUGUAUUUCAAUUUUUAAAUAUACUUUGUAUUCCAUUUAUAUUUCAUAAUGCAAAUUAUUUUCGUGGUUAUUAUUUAGUUCAUUUAUUUCUUGUUGUUAAAAUACUUUUUCUUAUUAAUUCAUCAUUACAAUUAUAUUUUUUAAAUGCAUUAUUAACAAAGAAUUCUAUAUUUUAUGGUCUUGAAGUAGUUGAAAAUUUUCUUCGUGGUGAAUAUGUUAUUGGUACAAAAAUUUUUCCUUUAAGUGUUUAUUGUGAUUUUAAUAUUGUUAAAAUUGGUCAACCUACACUUUAUACAGUUCAAUGUUUACUACCAAUGAAUGUAUUUAAUGAAAAAAUUUUUACUAUUAUUUGGUUUUGGUUAGUUUUUUUAACAAUAGCAAAUUUUAAAAGUGUUAUAUUUGCAAUAAUUCGUAGUAGUUUUCGUCAUUUUAAUUAUGCUUAUAUAGCAAAUUAUUUAAAUUUAUAUUCAAAAAAAGAACGUUUUAAACGACAAUUACUUGUUAAACGUUUUAUAUUUGAUUAUUUAUCAGGUGAUGGUGUUUUAAUAUUAAGAUUAAUAUCAGAAAAUAUAAGUGAUUUAUUAACAAGUGAAGUUGUUAAUGACCUUUGGAAUGAAUAUAAAAAGCUUUCAAAUUUAUCAAGUCGAAAUCGUGAAAAAUAUCUUUCAAGUCAACAAAUAAAAACUCUUCAAGUAACAACAAAAAGUCAAGCUCGUGCAGAAGUAACAACAACAACAACACGAGAUAUUCAUGAUCAUUAUACGUUUAGAUAG
Molecule: messenger RNA, 1362 nt
Organism: Rotaria sp. Silwood2
Lineage: Eukaryota; Metazoa; Rotifera; Eurotatoria; Philodinida; Philodinidae
Source: the annotation of a GenBank genome assembly